CCGAUCUCCGCCCCAACCGUCUUUGGGCUGCGCUCGGAGCCCGGAUGCGCCGCCAUGCCGACUCUGUCAGCGCGUGGAAUAAUUUAUUCACCAACCUGGCGGACGCUGGGCGACUAGGAGUUGACUGAACAAGUCGACGAGAGGGAUUUUCGUGUUUGCAUCAGAUCUGGAAACCAAGGAAAAUGUCUGUUGAUGAGGAUACGGUGAAAAUUGGCAGCCCACAGGCCAGCUCGUCUGCAUCUCUGCAGCUCUCCGAUUGUACUGGAAGUUUCAGCAAUAUAUCGGUAAUGGUGGAAGCCACUGCGCCCACCCCCGACUUUGCGGCUGCUUGCCCUGUACCAGGUACCACGGCGUCCCCUAAACAAGCCAGCGCCACUGACACGCUGACCCACACAAAUAAAGCUGGGGAGAGGCCGAGAGGGACCGAGAACAACAUCAAUCGCAGGAACAGCAUUCAACAUUCAAAACAACCGCAACAAACGAAACUGGCGAAGCGUCGCAACACGGCAAACUCCAGUUUCAAGCACCCGGCGUAUGGCAAGAGGAGAAGAAGGGCCAAUUCUGAGAGCGAUUCUGUCCUGCCCACCAACUUCCUCCUAGGUGGGAACAUCUUUGACCCACUGAACCUCAACAGCCUGCUGGAUGAGGACGUCAAUAGGGCGCUGAAUGCCGAAACGCCCAAAUCCUCCCCACUGCCGGCGAAGAGUCGAGACCCUGUAGAAAUUCUUAUCCCCAGAGACAUCACGGAUCCGCUCAACCUGAACAGCGGCAUAGCAGACAGCAGCUUCUUGGCGUUGCCCUACAAGAGCGGCGGCAGGAAGAGACACCGCAACAGACACCAUGGAGGAGGCGGAGGCAGUAGUGGGAUUUCAACCUCACAGAUAAACCUCUCAGAAUUAGGAAAAAGCGAGGUCAAAAUGGACACCUCCACACUGCCGAGUAGCGUGGUAGAGUCAUGUUCUGCACUAGAUGUCUCCAAAGAAUCAGACAGUUUCUCCAGUGGCACAGGGAAUUCCCACGAGCACUCUGCUGACACCUCAGCCAGCUGCAGGGAGCCAGUGACUGCAUCGGUGCCUCUGGAGGAUACUGCAUCCUCCUUAUCGGGAGGCCCAAACCAGCACAUAAGCAGACGCAAGCGCAGGCGCAACUCUGGCAAGCUGGAGCCACCUGUGACACACUCCACCCCUGUUGGCAAGGCAGGGUGUGGGGACAGGAGUUGUGGUACAGGGGGACAGAGAACUCCUCAAACCUUUCACACACCCAGGAGUGGCUCCAAAGCAGUGCUAGGAGGGCGCCAGCAGCACCACCCCCACAGUCAGUCAAGGGAGCAACAGAAGAAGAAGUUCCAGUAUGGAAACUACAACAAGUACUAUGGUUAUCGCAACCCAGGUGCUAAUGAAGACCCACGGGUACGUGUGUUUCGUCCAGAAUGGUUCGAAGGUAAAGAUGUUUUGGAUUUAGGAUGCAAUGCUGGCCACCUAACGCUCUAUGUUGCCAAAAUGCUGAGACCCGCACGCAUAUUGGGCCUGGAUAUUGACAAUGGUCUGGUGCACGCGGCCCGUAAGAACAUCAGACAUUAUCUCUCUGAGCUGCAGACCCAAGAGUCCAGACGUGCAGUCCAGGAGAAAAAGGGCGUCAAACAGGAGGAGACGAAUGGAAAUGACGGUCAGACGGGCGAGGAAGAGGAGCACAGUCGAGCUGCAAGCAGGGGCGCUAAUGUUAAAGCGGCUGAAGGAGAAAGCGGCCCUGCGGAGGCUGUAAAUGACAAUGACUGUCACACAAACGAGGCACAGACCCAGGGGCAGCACGCUACAGCAGAGGGCAUAGCGCAGAAAGACUGCGAGUCACCCCCCGCCGAUCAGCCCGGGAGCUGUGCUUUCCCUGUGUCUCUACGGAUCUCCAGGGGACCCAUCGCUGCACCGCCACUGACAGAAAGUUCCACCACGCAGCCGGGGGAGUUCCCCUCCAAUGUGUCUUUCAUCAAGGCCAAUUAUGUUUUGGAGAAUGACCAUCUUCUUCAGACUCAGCGACCUGAGUAUGAUGUGAUCCUGUGCCUGAGCGUUACCAAAUGGGUUCACCUGAACUGGGGGGACAGCGGCCUCAAGCGUCUCUUCAAGAGAGCCUACAGACAUCUCCGUCCUGGUGGCAUGUUCAUCCUGGAACCUCAGCCCUGGGAAUCCUACGUGAGGAGAAAGAAGUUGACUGAUAAUAUUAACAGAAAUUAUAACAGCAUCUGUCUCAAGCCUGACCAGUUUUCAUCAUACCUUACAACUGAGGUGGGAUUUACAAGUUUUGAGUUUCUUGGAGCCCCCAAAUGUUCCAUAAGAGGUUUUCAGAGGCCCAUCUACUUAUUUCACAAAUAAAUCCACUUCUGCCUUUGAAGAACUUUGAAUGUGAGAAGCCCAAGACCACCACGAAUACACUGAAGCCAGCCAGCUGCCCUGUGCUGCGAGGAGUAUUAAUCAGGUUUCUCCGGAUACUCAGAGGCUCAAGAUGAAAUUCAGAAGAAUGGGACCAAAAGUGGAAUUAAAUUCAUUAAGAUGAGGCCUGUCAAAAUAAUAACUCUCUGGAUGUUCCAUGAUUACAAGGUAUGGAGUGAACUCAGCUGGAACUCCACAAUGUAUAACCUGGAGGAGACUGCUUGGCCACACUGUGGAAGGAGUGCUGCUCUGACAGGUUCCCUGGACUGUCCUAGUGCUACUGAUGCACAACCAUGACAUAUUUUAAUAUCUUUGGCCAUAUGUCUUUAUCAUUGUUCUGUGCCACCAUAUCACCAUGCAUUAGAAAUAUUAGCAUUGGGGGAUAGAUUGCAGCACAACACUGGAAUACAAAGUCUGUAAAAAAAUCAUCACUCACAAGGUGUCUUUUGAAAUGCCACAUAAGAGCAAACAAGGAUAUUGAUGAAAACAAAUGUAUUGGCUUAAAAAGUGGUUAAAUAUUUGAUUCAUGAAUUUUUAUGAUGCAGGAAUACGUAUUUCUUUCUAUAAAAUAGACUAAAUGGGUCAAUGAGCCAUUGAAACAAUAUGAUUAAAAGCUGAUCUAUUUGUCAUUUCCUAACCCUAAUAUUUUGUAGUGUUCGCAUUAGUGUUGCUAAAUGGGUCUAAGAGUUAAAUUAACUUUAACCUGUUACCAAGCUUUUCAUCCAUUCGAUGUAGCUCCUUAACUGCACGAGCCUUGGCCUUUAUAUGAAGAUGGGCAGGUGUAGGUGACAGGUGGGUAAACUCAAAGCAGGCAGAACAGGGAACAUCCAGUGACCUGCUGAAUGUUAACAGUUCACUGGCAGCUUUCGUUGAAAGGGCUGUACAGAGGUGAUCCCGGGCUAUUGAGCAAAUCAGUGACCGUAGUUUAACUGUCGAUGAAAUUGAUACCGCCACAAAAUAUUUCAUCAUCUUACAUGUACUCGUUUUGGCAUCUAAAGACUUUGGGCUGUCUUGGGUGUAAACCAUUUAGAAAGCAACAACAACUGUAUGUAUGUCUUUAGGCCCAUCUGAUGCUUAAUUGUAAUGGUAGGGGGCACCUUUGAGCCGUGAUGACACCCAGGUGUUGGAUCAGCUCAGCUUAAUGCAGCACACAGACCCCAUGGACUAUUUUGCAAUGGUAAAUUGUAGCAUGCAGUAUUUUUGUUAAUGACAGUUAAGCCAUAGUCUGACCUUAAACGGUGUUUACGAUCCUCCAUGAGGUGCUGACCGAGAAUGCAGAUGAGUGUCAAAUUUAAGGCAGGACCCUAUUAUUGCUACAGUGCUUUGUAAAUCAAGCACAUGCGUUGUUUUUCUAUGGGCACUGGGAAGGCAUUAAUGCAAACAGCGUCCUUAAAGUACCAAGGAGCUUUUUUUUUUAGCUCUGAAGUUACUCAGCUUCUGUGAGGCUGGCUGAUGAAAACUUACACAUGUACAUAUUGGUUUGUUACUAAAAUGACUGGAACAUAUCCAUUAGUGUUUUUGUUAUUAUCAUUUUUUUAACCAAAAUUUAAUUUUACAUAUGCUGUUUGAAUUGUUGCCAAAGUACUGAAUGGGUCUUUUGCUCUUAAAUUUGAUAUAACACGCCUCUUAGUCUUUGGCCUCAUGAGGACAGUUACUACAUUCUCGUGAUUGUAUCUUUACUGAUCUGCACAUGAGUCCUCUGCAACAUUUUAUUUCCAUAAAAUGUUGCAAGGAAAAUGUUCGCUGAGAGUGGUUCAGUCAGCGUUUGGCACACUAGGGUAGGAAGUGAUAGCUGACUCUAUUUUAGUAGCUGAUCAAUGUAUAUACAUUUGCUGAUUUUUGUUUUACUGUUGUCGGUCAUAAGUUCACUUCAUUUUCAUUUUUUAGUGGACUUUUUUUUUUCUAUCGCAAAUGUCUGCGGCCAAUCUGUAAGUACGUCACGAGUUUUUGUUCUGAAACGGAUCCCGAUUCCAGCUCUGUAACAGCAAAUGACUAUGUACACUGCAAAAGCAAGAGGAGUUUGCUUCGUUCUGUCCUGGCAGGAACAUGGAUCCCUAGAUUAGCUCUUUAUUUUGUUUUAUAAACUGUUUGAAAGGAUGAUUGGUGUUAAUGUGCUCUGUUUCACAUCAUUUGACACAUCAUUGACAUGUAGACAUUUUUAAUUUCCUCAAAGUCCAAACGUUUCAAUCAAACCUUUUAUAGCGAUUUAUGGAACACAUAUUAAACUACAAAAUAAAAUGUCAGGUUUCGUAUUGAAUUGAAACUGAAUUGACCUCGGGCUUCGUCCUGCCUGUCAGAUGCAGCACGCCAAAUUCUGUCCUACCUAAGCUACGACAAUCGAAUCCUCAGGCUUAGAUCUCCCCACUGCUGUGAUUUCAAGGGCAUUUUGCUUUUUGCAUUAUUAAUGUAACUUUUUAGUGGCACAUCAUGAAAUGAGCUUCUUUUAAGCAACUGGUUUAAAGCUAUGAUUGCACCUUACUGUGUCUGCAGCAGUAUCUCACAGACGUUAACCCAGUAGGCCAGAGUUGUAAGUCGAGGUAUCUGAGCUAAAGCAUAUCUUUGCUGGAAAUGUGAAUUUACAUGUUGUCAUACAGAGUGCUAUAUAAACAUUUUGUCCUCCCCUUGAGGUUUUCCAGAAGUUGUGCUUAUAAAAUGAUAUGACAAAAGUUCCAUAGUGAUAAUGAUGCUCACAGUGGCAAUUCAUUCCGUAGCAAUAACCUGAAAAAACAUUAAGGACCAGACACGAAUCCACUAUUUACUAUUUGGUACUUGUCAUGUAUUGUCUAAUGUAGAAGUACUGUACACACAGGGUUUCUGAACCAGCCAGAGCUACACAUUCUAAAGCUGCAGUGACACAACAGAUGUCUAAACUCAAGGGGUGUAUGAUUUUAAAUGGCACUCACAUGUUUCAUGUUGACUUUGCACUGACAAGCUUCGAGGGAAUUAAACUAGUUUAGUUAAUGUUUGCAGUUAAAGUUGGUGUUCUCCAUGUACUUUAACUUUCAUAGAAUCAGUUUUGUGGGAGAAAAGCUGUUGGAAUUUGACACCCCCUCUGUCAGGGAAGCUUUUAAUUUCCAUGCCUCUGAACAAGAACAUAUACCUGAAUGUUUCUCUGUGUUUAACGUUUUCAUUGAUUAAAAGUCCUUCCAGA
This is a messenger RNA of Betta splendens (Siamese fighting fish), 5571 nucleotides long. It is a transcript of the gene mepcea, whose product is annotated as methylphosphate capping enzyme a. The transcript is spliced from 5 exons. The coding region runs from base 183 to 2363 and encodes 726 amino acids. The record is from RefSeq and is a predicted model, not a curated record. Gene Ontology annotation, molecular function: RNA methyltransferase activity; snRNA binding; O-methyltransferase activity. Gene Ontology annotation, biological process: snRNA modification. Lineage: Eukaryota; Metazoa; Chordata; Actinopteri; Anabantiformes; Osphronemidae.